This is a messenger RNA of Falco peregrinus (peregrine falcon), 2764 nucleotides long. RefSeq names its product thromboxane A2 receptor (gene TBXA2R). Gene Ontology annotation, biological process: inflammatory response; positive regulation of blood pressure; positive regulation of cytosolic calcium ion concentration. Gene Ontology annotation, molecular function: thromboxane A2 receptor activity. NCBI's taxonomy places the organism in Eukaryota, Metazoa, Chordata, Aves, Falconiformes, Falconidae. The record is from RefSeq and is a predicted model, not a curated record. Gene Ontology annotation, cellular component: plasma membrane.
AGUCAGCAGCCAGGAGCAUCCCAUGGCUGUGAGUCCCUGGGUGAUGGGUCAGCAUCGCCCUGUGGGCUCCCGAGCCCCCCAGCCAUGCUGGAGUAACCUGGGGCGGGGGGAGCACCCACUUGGGGACAGCACCCCAAAAGCGUGGGCAGGCACGUGGCAAGGGACAGCCAGAGUGGGACCUCCGAGCUGUGGCAUCGCUGUGGGGCAGGGGGGGAAUUUGCCACCUCCCAGGGAGGGGAAUCCCAGGGGACACAGGAAAGGCUGGUGGCUCCUCAGGGAACCGUCGCACUGUCACACAGAGGCCUGACCGCAUUUCUCAAGGGGACCGACGCCUUGGGGGCCACCGCCACCAUCCCUCAGGGAUCCGAGAAAACAAACAGCAGCAAGUUUUCGCUCUUGUUUCGUGGAAAAAGUGGGGCCAUGCUCGCGCUGGGGCAGUGAAUCACCACCACACUGGGCCAGCCGCCCGCGCUGGGAUGUGGACAGGGAUGGGGAUGUGCCCCCACCACCCCCAGCCCCUUCCCUGCUCGCCAGCAGCCCGUGGUACAGCUGGGGACAGGGGGAGGGCAGAGGUGCUGCCAUGCCAGGGGGGUGCCAGCACCCUCGGUCCUGCAGCCUGCCUGGAUGCGGCCCCGGCGGGGGAUGGUGCAAUGCCUGGCCCCAUCCCAGCCCCAGGACGGGCUGUGGGAUCAGCACCCGCCUCGGGUGUGCGAGGGGGCUCCCAGCCCUGUGGGUGCCCUGGCACCGGGGGCUGGGAGGGGGUGGUGAGUGGUGGGUGCCAGGCUGUUGGGAUGUGGCGCGGAGCUCACCCAUGACACGGGGACACAGAUGCAGGACCAGCCGCUGCGUUUGGUGCCGAUCAGGGCUGGCUUGAGGUUUGUCUUGGAGAUGGGGAUGGAGGGCAGGUGGCAGUGCCACCCUGCAUGAGGGGGAGGCAGCGGUGCCAGGACGCCUACAACGGGGUGGGGCAGGGUCUGUGCGGAGGUGGUGGGUCAGGGUACAGCUGGGCAUUCCGUGGGGACCACUGGGCUGGGAACGGGGUCAGCCAGUAGCGUGGGGACGGGGAAGACAGGCUGGCAAGGACAUCCACAGCCUGGAGAAAUGGGUCCCAGGAGGAGAGGAGGGGUCUGGUUCCCGCAGGGGGUCUGGUCCCCACUGUUGCCAUGCCUCUGCCCCUUCCCACAUCACCCCAUUUGCAGCCUGGACUAAUUAGCGAUGGAGGUUGCAGCCCUGCGGCUUCCCAGAUGCUGGAUGCUUCCCAAUCCCGGGUCACCACCGAGCGAGCCAGUGUGACAUUGACCGGGCUGCCCACGACCGCAGCUUUCCUCGUGCACCCGCCACGGCCGGUGUCCCGGGGACAACCCCUCAGCUGCAGCUGUGGGCAAGGCAGGAUCAGUGCCGGCAGCGGCGGAGGGCACACGCCAUGGAGCUGAGCCGGGAGGGCGCCUGAAGCUGCUGGAAGGAGCGGGAUGGGGUGGGGGGGAUAUGGAGCUCCCCAACGGUAGCAGGGCCGGCCGGGCGGACACGUGCUUCGGGGCGUUCAAUGCCAGCGAUGGCCGCACCGGCGCACAGGCCAGCAUCACCUCGCCCUGGUUCUCCACGGCCUUUGGCCUUAUCGGCCUCUGUUCCAACCUCUUCGCCCUCUGUGUCCUGCUCAGCUCCUCCCGCAAGCUGUCCAGCCAGGCUCGCUCCUCCUUCCUCGUCUUCCUCUGUGGGCUGGUGGUCACAGACUUCAUGGGGCUGCUGGUGACAGCCUCGGUCAUCAUCCCCUACCACUUCAUCAAGUUCACCUGGGCUGAGGUGGACCCUGGCUGCCACCUCUGCAACUUCCUCGGCUUCUCCAUGGUCUUCUUCGGGCAGUGCCCGCUGCUGCUGGGGGCCACCAUGGCUGGCGAGAGGUUCUUUGGCAUCAACCACCCCUUCUCCCGCUCCACCAGCAUCUCCAAGCGCCGCGCCUGGUCCAUCGUGGGGCUGGUGUGGGGGUUCUCCUGCCUGCUGGGGGCUGCUGCCUGCUGGGGCUGGGGGCGGUACACGCUGCAGUACCCCAGCUCCUGGUGCUUCCUCACCCUCCUGCCCGACACUGGCAACGUCAUCUUCUGCCUGCUCUUCGCUCUGCUGGGGAUCUUCUCCGUGCUGCUCUCCUUCAUCUUCAACACAGUCAGCGUGGUGACGCUCUGCCGUGUCUACCAUGACCGGGAGUCAGUGCAGCGGCGCCGGGACAGCGAGGUGGAGAUGAUGGUGCAGCUGGUGGGCAUCAUGAUCAUUGCCACCAUCUGCUGGAUGCCCCUCCUGAUAUUCAUCGUGCAGACGGUCCUGCAGCAGCUGCCGGCCAGUGGCCAGAUCCAGAUGCUGCCCACAACAACGCAGAAGAUGCUGCUUAUCUACAUCCGCAUGGUCACCUGGAACCAGAUCCUGGACCCCUGGGUCUACAUCCUCUUCCGACGGGCCGUGCUGCAGCGCAUCUACCCCAGCCUACGCCCCCGGCCCUCCAUCCUCUCCCUUUACCCCGUCCUCAAGCCCUCCCUGCGCCGCAAGCUCACCGCAGACUCCGUCCUGCAGUAGCAGCCCCCAGGGACAGGCACCGCGGGAGGGGGCGAGGACCCCCCCAUCCCACCCAUCUGGGUUAAUUAAUUGUCCCUAUCACCUACAUCCAUGGGCCACCCCAGCCUGGUACUCAAGGGGGGUGGUAGGGGCCAUAGGGGUGCUCCCCCAUCCCCAUCUAAGUGCCCCCCCCCCCCCCAAUAAAACACAGCUUUUGCAGCUC